This is a messenger RNA of Armigeres subalbatus, 888 nucleotides long. RefSeq lists its product as uncharacterized. The record is from RefSeq and is a predicted model, not a curated record. The transcript has 2 exons. The coding region runs from base 1 to 888 and encodes 295 amino acids. Lineage: Eukaryota; Metazoa; Arthropoda; Insecta; Diptera; Culicidae.
AUGGCAGUCCGAACAGCAUGCAAUACUGUUUUGUUGGAAACGGUUGUCCUCAAUGUCGUUGAUGAUCACGGACACGAGUACCAGGCAAGGGCUUUACUGGACUCGGUUUCAAUGUCCAACUUCAUUUCGAAGCCACUAGCGAAGCUACUAUUCAACCCCCAGUCGAAAUCGAGAACACAGGAGUUUUCGACGAAGCAACAGUUCCUUAUUCUUAGAAAUCCUUCGGCACAGUUGCCGACCAUACCACUCAACAUCUCGUCGUGGAACAUUCCCAGGGUUGGUCUCACAGACCCUCAAUUCCUCAUCCCAGGGAGGAUAGACCUCGUUCCAUUAGGGGACGAACUUCCAUGGUUGACUGAAACAACAUUCGGAUGGGCUGUCGCUGGCACUGCAUCCAGUCAACACAAUUGUAUUCCUCGGAUCUGCAACCUUUCUACGAAAGAUGAUCCGUUAGAAGCUACGCUUCAGAAGUUCUGGGAAAUCGAGGACAUCUCCGACGGACCAGCACUAUCCGUUGAAGAAGAUCGCUGUAAGAAGCACUACGUAGCUACUACCACCCGUGAUCCUUCUGGAAGAUAUAUCGUCAGACUUCCUCGAAACGACAAUCCCGAUAUUGUCCUAGGAAGCUCAAGGGAUGUCGCAGAUCGCCGUCUUAUGAGUAUCGAGCGGCGUCUCGAACGUGAUACUGCCACCAAGGACGCGUAUCAUCGUUUUAUAGACGAAUACCUCCAGUUAGGGCAUAUGAAAAAGCUCAUCGUUCCAGUAGACGACAAUCAACCGCACUGCUACAUACCACACCACGCUGUCUUCAAAGAGUCGAGCACGUCUACAAAGGAUAGUCGAUUUCGAUGCGUCGUGCAAGACAUCCUCCGGAUAUUCAUUGAAUGA